AUGGCACAGCAGUUCCUCGCGGACCGUAACGGGUGGCUGUCGUUCAAGCAGAGCACGCCGACGCUGUACGUCACGGCCGAAGACGAGGAGUUCGACCUGGAGACGCUGCGGGCGUGGCGCGACGAGGGCUUCGUGGUCAAGUACGUGCCGCUGGGCAAGGACGGCAAGGCGUACGUCAAGACGCUGCACCAGCUGGGCGACGGCAUGGGGAUCGGCGAGCGCUACGCCGUCGUGGCCUUUGGCGAGGCCGCCGCCAUCUGCCUCGACGUCUUCAACGAGCCCAAGACCGCCACCUCCAAGCUGUGCUCGCUCGUCGCCUACUACCCGACCACCAUCCCGGACCCGCGCCGCCGCUUCACCGCCAGCUUCCGCGUCCUCGUGCACCUCGCCCAGGGCAGCGGCGAUGAGGAGACCAUCGGCAUCGUCCGCCGCCCCGAAGUCCUCGGCAUCCAGGCCCGCCGCAAGACCAUCACCAAGCGCGUGACCCCGGGCAUCGGCGCCGGCGGGCUGCUGAACAAAAUGCAGUACCCAGCGUACACGUACGAGGGCGUGGACCCGGGGUUCGCGGAGCACGAUCUGGAGCAGUACGACGCGGUCGCGGACGCGGUGGCGUGGAGCCGCAGCCUGAGCGUGGUGCGGCGCGGGUUCAGCGCGGAGGUCGACAUCGAGCGGCCGUGGGAGGAUAAUGUGGAGCAAAAAUACCGCGACCACAACGUCGCAAAGCUCAUGGACACAUACACCACGCACCCCCUCCCCAGCGUAAACUUCACCCCCACCAUGACCGGCGGCCACGGGCGCCCGGAGUUACAACGCUUCUACGCCGACUUCUUCCUCCCGUCCGCCCCGCCGUCCCUGCACAUCCGCCUGAUCUCGCGCACCGUGGGCGCCGACCAGCUCGUCGACGAGCUGUACGUGCAAUUCAAGCACACGUGCACCAUGCCAUGGAUCUUACCCGACGUGGCGCCGACGAACCAGAAAGUCGAGAUCGUAGUCGUCAGUAUUGUGGGGAUUCGCGCGGGGAAGAUCUGGUCCGAGCGCGUGUAUUGGGAUCAGGCGAGUGUGUUGUUUCAGGUGGGGUUGUUGGAUAGCGAGGAUGUGCCUGAGAAGUUUAAGAAGGAGGGGUUGGAGAUGUUGCCGGUCAGUGGGAGUGAGAGUGCAAGGAAGGUUAUGGAUGUUGAGAGUGAGGAGGCGAAUUUCAUGAUUGAUGCGUGGUAGUCAAGAAAGGGGUAAUUGUGUUGAAUUUGUUUAGGGGAGUUGGAUGGAGCGGUCGGUGGGGAUUUGGGUUGGGCUGAUACCUGUUGUGGCUGUGGGAUAGUUGAAUAGCGUUCUGUGUGGUCUGGCUGAAUGUACGAGUCUUGAUGGAUGUGAGUUUGGACGGUUCUGUCGUGCGAGAUUGAAGCUGCUGGUCUGUGAAAGUUACGAGAAUCAGACCCACGUACAGAUAUCUCUAAUCAGGCGCUACAUAUAUGGCUCGUUGAGUUGCA
Molecule: messenger RNA, 1484 nt
Organism: Boeremia exigua
Lineage: Eukaryota; Fungi; Ascomycota; Dothideomycetes; Pleosporales; Didymellaceae
Product: dienelactone hydrolase
Exons: 3
Coding region: 1-1215 (404 amino acids)
Biological process (GO): polyketide metabolic process
Source: RefSeq, a predicted model, not a curated record